Plectropomus leopardus (leopard coralgrouper) is the source of this 1987-nucleotide messenger RNA. RefSeq names its product sterile alpha motif domain containing 7 (gene samd7). The record is from RefSeq and is a predicted model, not a curated record. Gene Ontology annotation, biological process: negative regulation of DNA-templated transcription. NCBI's taxonomy places the organism in Eukaryota, Metazoa, Chordata, Actinopteri, Perciformes, Serranidae. Gene Ontology annotation, molecular function: chromatin binding; histone binding. Gene Ontology annotation, cellular component: nucleus.
AAAUAACAGCGUCUAAGAGAAAAGUUUGGCCACCAAAAACAAAAAGAGACCGGAGAAAGGGCGACAGCAUGUCACCUUGUUCUUCACAGAGAAAGUUCACCAGGGAUGCAUAUGAGAAAAACAACGUUUUCUUCACAUAUUCAACGUAACACAGGUAUUCAGGUGGAGGUCAAAGGUCGUGUGUGUCAUGACCCCACGGGAGCAGCUCAGGAAGAUGACAGCGAUGGGAGAGCAGGGGGCUUUGGAUGAGAAGCACUGGUACCGUCUGGUCAACGGCAUGUCAGCCGGAGAGCUCAGGCAGAGGCAAGAGCUGAUAAUGAGGAACCAGAUGGCCAUGGCUCCACAGAUCCUCGCUCAGGGGCAGCAGAGGUUACAGGGGGUCCCAGCGCAGUUCGAACCUCGCUUCAUGGAGAGAGAGCUGGUUCCCCCCUCGGAGAUGGUAACUUCUGAUGCCAGACAGAUGCACAUGGGACCUCACCUGGGUCCUCCUCUGCCUCCCCACGCUAACGUCCUGCCUGGCAGAGCUUUCCCUGGAGCCGCCGGCUAUGGCUUCUUGCCCUCGGAGCCCAUGGAAACAGUUGCCCGGCGACAGGAGCUCAUCCACAAGCAAAACAUAGCCAGAAUGGAGAUGAACGCCAUCCUGCACCAGAAGGAGCUGGAGAACGCCCACCAGAAGGGGCUGAUGGGAAUCGAUAACCCAAUGUCGUACCCUUCCAACCCCAUGGCGUUCAGAGGCCGCCAGCGUAUGCCCGACGGCCACGACGUCUUUGUCCACCGUCCCACCCUCGACGAACUGCACUCAAACAGCAUCCUCAUGUCCGCCAGCCCUUACCCGCCAAUCAGCACGCUGCACAGAGAGCGCGGACGCAGGGCCGGCAGGAGGCCGACCGCUCACAAGAGCGCAGAGAGCCACAUGGCCCACCUGAAGGGCCAAACUGAAGAUAAGAGUGUAGAGCAGAGCCCCGGGGCCAUAUCAGGGGAGGAGAAAGAGGUGGAGGUGAAGGGGGACAUGGGGGAGGAGUGUCCCACCAGCAAGACGCAUCAUCAAGCAAAGAUCGACACUGAACUCGCCGCCGGAGGCAGGAAGAACUACAAAGAGGGCGAGCCGGGCCUGCGUAAGGCCUGCGUGAACAGUCAAGACGGGCCAGAUGUGGUCAACAACGGUGCAGCUGAUAAAGACAUGUCCAGCCAGUGUUCGGCUUUCCAGGAGAAGUUCAUGUAUCCCUCCGCUGCUGGCGGCAUGCCUUACAUGUUCCCAGUCCCCGGAAAUGGUUUCCUUCCACCUGGUCCCCCCAAUCUCUUUCUAAAUGGCGAUGAUGUGUCUGAAGAUAUAAGGAAGUGGACCGUGAAUGACGUUUACAACUUUAUCAACAGUAUUCCAACAUGUUCAGAAUACGCUCAGACAUUCAAGGACCACAUGAUUGACGGGGAGACGCUGCCCCUCCUGUCAGACGAGCAUCUGCUGGACACAAUGGGGCUCAAACUGGGACCAGCUCUUAAGAUUCGCUCACAGGUGUCCCGGCGCCUGGGCAACAUGUUGUACAUGAUGAACCUGCCGCUCUCCACCUCCACCCUGCAGGCCACUCCAGAGAAGCCCACCGACCGCUCGUCAGAGAUCGGCUCCCCUGUGAACUGCAACAGUGAGGAGAUGAUUGCAAGUCCAAGAGACCCCGAUGUCCUCAAAUCCACAGAGCACCUGCACGAGAUGGAGAACAAUUCCCCUCCAUCUGCCAGUAGUGAGACAGCCUGACUUAUCAGCACUGAUAAUGUGGACAGAUGCAAAUCUAACCAGGCUUGAACUGCAACAGUGAUGGAUCUUUACAUUAAGAUGAUUUUUUUUACUAUUUGCUACCUGGAUGUUCAAUGCACAAGUUCACAUUAGGCCCAGGUGUGUCCUAAUAUUUGUAUUUUACACAUAUAUACAUAUAUGUACAUAUAUUUUUAACAACAUUGGAGUGAAACUCAUGGGAGUUACGAGAAAAUAAGA